GUGGCAUUUGUUGCAUUUUUUUUGGUUUUGUUCCUUGGGAAGUGGGCAUGGAAGAGGAGGAAGAUGCCUCCAGGACCUUUCCCUUUACCCAUCCUAGGGAAUUACCUGCAGCUCAGCUCCGGAGGCGUUAUACCAUGUCUAAUCAAGCUGAGUGAACAAUACGGACCUGUAUUUACAGUUUACUUUGGUUCCAGACCAAAUGUAGUUCUGGUCGGAUAUGACGCAGUGAAGGAGAUACUAGUUGACCACGGGGACUCUAUUCUAGGAAGAGGAGAGAUUCCUAUAUUUUUCGAUCUAUUCAACAGAAAAGGCAUGUCUUCUAUCAGUGGAGAUGCAUGGAAGCAGCUCAGACAAUUCUCCCUCAUGACCCUAAGAGAUUUUGGGAUGGGGAAGAAGACCCUGGAAGAACCAAUUCAAACAGAGGCUCAACACCUGACGACCUACUUCAGAAACUUGAACCAGAAACCAAUCAACCCCACUAAUGUAUUGGUCUGCGCUUCAUCUAAUUUACUUGCUGCUCUUCUGAUGGGAACAAGAUAUAACUACGAUGACAAGAAAUGGAUGAAGAGUCUUGAUGACAUGAGUAAGGCCUUCAACAUUAUCUCAUCUCCCUGUGGCCAGCUGUAUGAUAUGUUUCCAUCACUGAUGAGGAUCUUACCUGGAAACCAUCAAAAUAUCUUCAAACUUUUACAAGAUCUAAAGAAUACCAUCAAGGAGCAAGUAAGAAAUCACAUUGAGACCCUGGAUCCUGCUAACCCUCGGGAUUAUAUCGACUGUUACUUGAUCAGAAUGAAACAGGAAAAUGAGAAAAAUCCAGAAACGCCAUUCGAUACAGUGACUCUAGAAUCAACAGUGUUUGACAUGUUCCUUGGAGGUGCCGAAACUACAGCUCUUUCAAUAAAUUUUGGCUUUUUGAUACUUAUCAAGUUUCCAGAAAUUCAAGAAUGUCUGCAUGAAGAGAUUGACCAAGUCAUUGGCCGGGCUCGAGACCCAGUGGUGGAAGACAAGAACAAUACACCAUAUCUGAAUGCCUUCCUUCAUGAGGCUUUGAGGUUCAGUGAUGUCAUACCAACGGGUGUUCCUCGACGCGCAACAAAAGAUGUGAAUUUCCGUGGCUUUCUCAUUCCCAAGGGAAUGGAUAUUUUACCGAUGUUAACUACUGUGCUACAUGAUCCCUCUCACUUUGAAACGCCCAGUGUGUUUAACGUGAAACAUUUCUUGGAUGAAAAUGGAAAGUUUAAGAAAAAUAAUGCUUUCUUGGCAUUCGCUGCAGGUAAGAGAAACUGUAUUGGGGAGAGCUUGGUACGGAUGGAAAUCUACAUCUUCUUUGCGAUCAUCCUGCAAAAAUUCACCCUCAAGGCAACUGUGGACCCCAAGGAUCUGGAUAUUAAGCCAGUCGAAUGUGGGUUUGAAUCUUUACCCCCCGUUCAUGAAAUAAUUUUUAUACCUCGAGAGUAAAGGAGGAAGGAUCACGAACGAUGCAAUGUCACUUCUUUUCCUCCUUCUCAUUGAACCAAUGUUUCCUCUGAUUAUAAAACCCAUGUGACAUUAUAAUUAGCACUAAUUUGUAUUUAUCUUAAUGAGGACUUGUCACUUUCCAGGAUUUGUAAUUCUAUGUUUGCUUAUCAAUGUAUCUACCAAAUGUGCAUUUCUGAGAUAUGAGAAAAAAAAUUAAAUAUAGAAAUCCGAACCUCUCUA
Molecule: messenger RNA, 1698 nt
Organism: Pelobates fuscus (common spadefoot toad)
Lineage: Eukaryota; Metazoa; Chordata; Amphibia; Anura; Pelobatidae
Product: cytochrome P450 2C23-like
Exons: 9
Coding region: 64-1458 (464 amino acids)
Biological process (GO): epoxygenase P450 pathway; xenobiotic metabolic process
Cellular component (GO): intracellular membrane-bounded organelle; cytoplasm
Molecular function (GO): heme binding; arachidonate epoxygenase activity; oxidoreductase activity, acting on paired donors, with incorporation or reduction of molecular oxygen, reduced flavin or flavoprotein as one donor, and incorporation of one atom of oxygen
Source: RefSeq, a predicted model, not a curated record